Messenger RNA from Aspergillus tanneri, 1368 nucleotides. RefSeq names its product Zn(II)2Cys6 transcription factor domain-containing protein. Gene Ontology annotation, molecular function: DNA-binding transcription factor activity, RNA polymerase II-specific; sequence-specific DNA binding; zinc ion binding. NCBI's taxonomy places the organism in Eukaryota, Fungi, Ascomycota, Eurotiomycetes, Eurotiales, Aspergillaceae. The transcript has 2 exons. Gene Ontology annotation, cellular component: nucleus. Gene Ontology annotation, biological process: positive regulation of transcription by RNA polymerase II. The coding region runs from base 1 to 1368 and encodes 455 amino acids. The record is from RefSeq and is a predicted model, not a curated record.
AUGUCUGCAGAAAACGUUAAGCCCACCAGGGCAGCUGGUCGAGUGCGCUCGGCCUGUGAUGCAUGCCAUCAAUCCAAAGUUCGCUGCUCAGGGGGUAGUCCCUGCGUGUCGUGUGCCGUGUCGCAGGCGCUAUGCACAUACAGCGUGGGCAGCCGCCUGGGGAGGCCCAAGGGAAGCAAAAAUAAGCGGACGCUGGCCAUGCAGCAAAGCCACAGGAACAGCCAUCCGGGAGGCUCGAGGGCAUCCAAGGACGGCAACGACCCGCGGUGGACCUCCCACAGACGCCACGACCAGGAACACGGCUCGUUCUCGCCCCGGGGGCAGGUCCAGGCAAGUAAUGCCGUACUUUUGGAGAGUAUUUCCGAUUCCCCGUUCGGGCCGGAAUGGUCAUCAUGGCUCCAUUCGGUCGGAGGGGAUCUUGAUCUUGACGGCAGUCUUAACGAGGGGCUGGGCAUGUCUUUUGACCCGGCACCCUCGUACGUACCAACCCCCCCCGACACAGCCCUUACCCCGGACGCAACCUGGAGAGAUUUCCUCGACGCACCCAAGUCAGAGUCCGAUUUUGCUGGAGCUCUCAAUCUUGAGAACCCUUUCUCGCUACAGCGGAAGCAUUAUCAACCCACCCCCUCAUCUCAAGCCCAAGUGUCACCGAACACAUCGUCAUUAUUAUCCUCACCAGAACGAUCACGGUGCUCUUGUCUUCAGCAGCUCGUCCAGCUGGUAUACCAUUUAGAAGAUCUCCAGUACGCCCACACCGGUAGCCCCUCGAUCGACAGCGUGCUCCAUGGGGUGCGAAAGGCCCAGGCACCGUGGAAGCGUCUUAUGCAAUGCAGUCACUGCAGAAGCAAUUACGACACGGAGGUAUUUCUCUUGUUCGCUAUGAGUAUCCGAACUCUCCUGUCCUCCGUGCAGGUGCUCUAUACAGCGUAUCAGAAUGCUUCCCAGGAUCUCCAAACCGCACCGUCAUCCGCGACAGUCUCACCACCCGAAUCUACUGCGGAGUCGGAGGAAUUCAGUGUCAGCGUGUCUGUGGGCAAUUAUGAGCUGGUCGCCGAGGAAAAGAGUCUGGCCCUAGGACUGAUGAUCCGCAAUGCCCUGCGCAGCAUCGCCGCUGCAUUUGUCUAUCUCUGGGAGAGAACGGACCAGUCGAUCCCUCUCUCCCAUCUACGAGAUACCCACCGUACGGCUGGUGUCUCUCCCGGGAGCUGUGUCAACUGCGACUCCAAUGGGCUGCUUCAGCGGCUGCGACAGUAUCCCCUGGAUCUGAGCCAUCUGGGAGCGGAGGAUGUCAGAUCUCUACUGGAUCAUCUGCAGACUACCAUGAGAACAUUGGAGGGACUCCAGAGGCAGAAUGAAAAGCAUGUUUGA